CAUCAAUACACCACUCCAUGGUUACAAAUCAAAAUUAUGAAGGGACUUGGACCCGGUACUACUAGUACUGUCGAGCGACGAACGAUACCCAAGUUCAGACGAGUUGCUCGCGUGGCUUCCGUACGAGCCUGCUUCGUCGAAAUCGUCUGCGGCAGCGUGCCACGCCGAUCGUUGACUGGCCAAGGGACUCUUUCUCUGCAAUGACAACAUGAACGCAUCGAAUGCAGUGUGGUUUUGCAUCGUCGAGAGCUCGGACAAGUCAGCGGUCGGUGAGUCGGGGAGAUGGGACCGUGACGAAAGGGUGGACUGCUCGUGGAACCUCAAGCUCGUUGAGCCCGACCUGGACGUCGCGUGGGGCACAAAGACACCUUGAGGUGCCAUACGCAUGUCAUCUUCGUCGAUGCUGGCGAGUCCGUGCUGGCGGCGGCGUCGCCGUUGCACAAACACAAACGCGACCAUGCCACACACCACGACCGCCGCGAGAACUGAGCCCAGCGUGGUAAACAAGGACGAAUUCGACGACGGCGAUGCACUGAAAGUAACGAUGGAUUCAGGAGCUGUCGACGGGGACGCAGGGGAAAGUUGCACGCUGGUUGGGGGUGCAGUGUCGAAUUUGCCGUUUUCACGUGGACCUAAUGGGGUCAAGGUCAGCACAGGAGUAGCAGGAACGGUUUUAAUCCCGAUCGAACCCCCCGUCGAAAGACCUUCAUUAGGGGUCGACCCGGACGUGGGGGAAGCUCGCACGGAACUUGGGGUUACGAUGGGGAUGCUGUUCGAUGACGAAGCAGGCGGCGGGGAUGUUGGUGGUUCUUCCGACGGAACCUCCGUUGGUUGAUCCUCCGACGAGGGUGGCGUAGGUGUGUCGGGUUGGGACGUUGACGAAGCUGGGCGAGGACUCGUUGAAGGAGAUGGGGAUGGGGUCGAUUCUGAAGGACUUGGUGGAGCUACUGGAGGCUCCGUCACGGGAACCACGGGCGACGAAGGCGGCGGCAGCGAUGGUGGUGGUGUCU
Aphanomyces astaci is the source of this 1010-nucleotide messenger RNA. RefSeq lists its product as hypothetical. The record is from RefSeq and is a predicted model, not a curated record. The transcript has a single exon. The coding region runs from base 386 to 835 and encodes 149 amino acids. Lineage: Eukaryota; Oomycota; Saprolegniomycetes; Saprolegniales; Verrucalvaceae.